Molecule: messenger RNA, 1669 nt
Organism: Hyla sarda
Lineage: Eukaryota; Metazoa; Chordata; Amphibia; Anura; Hylidae
Gene: ARF4
Product: ADP ribosylation factor 4
Exons: 6
Coding region: 149-691 (180 amino acids)
Biological process (GO): vesicle-mediated transport; intracellular protein transport
Cellular component (GO): cytoplasm; plasma membrane
Molecular function (GO): GTP binding; GTPase activity
Source: RefSeq, a predicted model, not a curated record
CACUUCCGGUGCAGUUCGGGAUGUGGCGUUCGUGACGUCAUUUGGACCGCGUUGGAAGCGCUGCCGGGGCUGAGCGUGACGUGGCAGAGAGACGAGUAUCCGCCGGGCACCAGAGCAAGAGCAGCACAGCGGCCGCCGAGCACCGACCAUGGGCCUCACCAUCUCCUCGCUCUUCUCCCGGCUGUUCGGCAAGAAACAGAUGCGAAUCUUGAUGGUUGGUCUUGAUGCUGCCGGUAAAACAACAAUCCUGUACAAGCUGAAGUUGGGAGAGAUUGUCACAACCAUCCCCACCAUUGGUUUUAAUGUGGAAACUGUAGAAUACAAAAAUAUCUGUUUCACCGUCUGGGAUGUUGGUGGCCAGGACAAAAUCAGACCCCUUUGGAGGCAUUAUUUCCAGAAUACACAGGGCCUCAUUUUUGUUGUAGACAGUAAUGACAGAGAGCGAAUUCAGGAAGCCGCUGAGGAGUUACAGAAGAUGCUCCAAGAAGAUGAACUGAGGGAUGCUGUGUUGCUGGUGUUUGCCAACAAACAAGAUUUGCCCAACGCGAUGGCCAUCAGUGAGAUGACAGACAAGCUGACUCUUCAGACUCUCCGCAACAGGAUUUGGUACGUGCAAGCAACAUGUGCAACUCAGGGCACCGGUCUGUAUGAAGGACUGGACUGGCUAUCAAAUGAGCUCUCCAAGCGUUAGGGAGGAGCGGCGUUCAGCAGAGGACACAAUGAAUAGAAGUGGUCUAGGCGCGUAACAUCCAAACUAGUUCUAAAAUGGUAUAAAGAAAUGGAAUGGGGGCAGCAAACACUCUAAAGUUUCCAGAUUCUUUUGUUGCUGGUUAUUUUACUGAGUUUUCAUAUUGCUUUCAGAGCAAUGUGGUUAGACAUAAAGCAGAAAAUAAUAAAUUCUCCCUAUGUGAAAGUGUUUUCUGGUUUUACUUAUCCCUUACAUGCCUGGAAAUAAUUAUUGUGAUGCUAUAGAUUUGACUGCUUCCCCCCUCCCCUUGUAAUGCCCCCUUCUCCCUCCAGACAAACACAAUGUCAUUCCCAAGUUGGUUGCAGCUCUCCUAUGUAAAGUCGAGCUGUUUUAUUGCACACUUUGCAGAAUUAUUGCUUUACUGAUGUUUUUGAAGAACUGUCCCCCCAUCUUCUACUCCCACGUGUCAUUCCUAAGACUUUCUGCUGAAGUAAAACGUAGCAUUCCAUAUCUAUUUAUUUUUCAUCCAUGCCAAAAGAUUUUUUUAGUAACUAUUUGCCCUUAUCAGCCGAAAUCAAAACACUAUUCAGAUCGACACCAAUUCUCACUUCUUUUAACCAUGUGUUAGCCAAGACUAACUUUGCUUUUGCAAUGAGGGUUGGUGACACAGGCCUUUGCUGAAGCAAGAUUGCAAUAAUGCCUUUUGCUGAGAGAGCUUGCAGCAAAGGAGCCCUGGCUUGUUUUAUUUCUCAGCAGAUUGUCUCAGUUUAGGGUUUUGUUUUUUGUUUGUUUUAUGUUGCUUUCGGCUUGACUGUUUUUGCCCAUUGUAUCAUAGUUCUGCUGAUGUUUUAUUGUUUAUUGGUGAACAUAUCUUCAUGAUGCAAGAUUUUUUUUUUGUUUUGGAAUUCCUCAAUCUGAACAAUUGACGUUUUCUUCAUACCCCACUAAAAAUUAUUCCUAAUAAAAUAACAAAAAAAAGCU